AACUUUUCACUUCCGUUCUGUUACCAUGAGAGCGAGAGAAGCUAUCUUCUUUUGAUAUCUGUUGUAGUGUCGUAUUUGGGAUAGUGUACCGGACCGGUUAUGGGUUUAUAACCUGUUUCAUGUUAGAAUUUAUGGUACGUGGUUUGUAAUGGCAGGACUUCAGAUAAAGGAUGGUGAAUACACAGCCACAAUUUACAAACUGAUCCGAGAUGCAAGAUAUGGAGAGGCUAUUGACAUCCUCAGAAAUGAACUGCAGAAACACUCAGAGUCUCGAGCAGCCAUCUCUCUUUUGGCCUACUGCUACUUCCAGCUACAGGACUUCAUCAGUGCUGCAAACUGCUAUGAGCAACUCACUCAGUCUCAUCCUGAUGUGGAUGACUACAAACUGUAUUAUGCACAGUCCUUAUACAAAGCCUGUAUGUAUCCCGAAGCAAUGAAAGCUACUUUUCUACUAGAUAGUCCUGCAUAUCACUCCAAGGUGCUUAAACUACAGGCUGCUGUCAAAUAUGCAGAGGAAGACCUUUCAGGUGCAAAGAGUUUAGUAGAACAGAUGCCUAGUGACGAUCCAGACAGCGAGGUUAAUCUAGGAUGCUUGCUAUUCAAGGAAGGGCAGUAUGAAGAAGCCUGCAAAAAGUUUAUCACUGCCAUGCAGGUGGAGGGCUAUAAACCAGAUUUAUCAUAUAACAUUGCACUGUGUUACUAUAACAUGAAACAGUAUGCUCCAGCCUUGAAGCACAUUGCUGAUAUCAUAGAGCGUGGAAUCCGGGAACAUCCAGAACUUAGUGUUGGCAUGACAACAGAAGGUAUCGAUGUACGCAGUGUUGGAAAUACCCUGGUAUUGCAUGAAACAGCAUUAAUUGAAGCCUUCAACCUAAAAGCAGCUAUUGAGUACCAGUUGAAAAACUAUGAAGCAGCUCAAGAAGCGCUAACUGAUAUGCCACCCAGAUCUGAAGAGGAACUGGAUCCAGUUACACUCCAUAAUCAAGCCUUGAUGAACAUGGACUCCAGACCAACAGAAGGAUUUGAGAAAUUACAGUUUCUGCUGCAGCAAAAUUCAUUUCCUCCUGAGACUUUUGGCAAUCUAUUGCUGCUGUAUUGUAAAUAUGAGUAUUUUGACAUGGCUGCAGAUGUUUUAGCAGAAAAUGCACACCUCACUUAUAAGUUCCUCACUCCGUAUUUGUUUGAAUUUAUGGAUGCAUUGAUAACAUGCCAGACAGCUCCAGAAGAGGCUUUUCGAAAGUUUGAUGAAAUGGCAGGAAAACUGACUGAGCAACUUAGAAAACUGACAAAGCAGGUGCAAGAAGCAAGACACAAUAGAGAUGAUGAUGCUGUGAAAAAGGCUGUAAAUGAAUAUGAUGAGGCUCUAGAGAAGUAUAUCCCAGUACUCAUGGCUCAGGCAAAGAUCUACUGGAACCUGGAAAACUAUCAGAUGGUGGAGAAAAUAUUCAGAAAGUCGGUUGAGUUUUGUAAUGAUCAUGAUGUCUGGAAACUCAAUGUUGCUCAUGUUCUGUUCAUGCAGGAGAACAAAUACAAAGAGGCAAUUGGCUUCUAUGAGCCCAUCGUUAAAAAGCAUUAUGACAAUCUAGGACAGUGCAACAUUGAAGGAUGUCCAUGCAAGAGGAAACCUUCGAUCCUCAAUGUCAGUGCUAUUGUUCUGGCUAAUCUCUGUGUUUCCUACAUCAUGACAAGUCAGAAUGAAGAGGCUGAAGAACUGAUGCGCAAGAUUGAAAAAGAAGAAGAACAGCUGGCUUAUGAUGACCCAGACAAGAAGAUUUAUCAUCUCUGUAUUGUUAACUUAGUUAUUGGAACGUUGUACUGUGCUAAAGGGAACUAUGACUUUGGCAUCUCCCGUGUUAUUAAGAGCUUGGAACCUUAUAACAAGAAGCUGGGAACAGAUACCUGGUAUUAUGCAAAGCGUUGUUUCCUGUCUUUACUGGAAAACAUGUCUAAACACAUGAUUAUGCCACGAGAUGUUGUAAUUCAAGAAUGCAUACAGUUUUUUGAACACUGUGAAGUUUAUGGUAAAAAUGUUCCAGCUCUGAUAGAGCAACCACUUGAGGAAGAAAGGUUGCACGCAGGAAAAAAUACCGUCACUUACGAAGCACGUCUAUUAAAGGCCCUGCUUUAUGGAAUUAUUGGGUGGACUCAAUAAACUUACUUCUGUUGUGUUCA
Messenger RNA from Protopterus annectens (West African lungfish), 2172 nucleotides. Its product is annotated as tetratricopeptide repeat protein 30A. The transcript is spliced from 20 exons. Bases 149 to 2152 code for a protein of 667 amino acids. Gene Ontology annotation, cellular component: intraciliary transport particle B; axonemal microtubule. Gene Ontology annotation, molecular function: protein binding; intraciliary transport particle B binding. Gene Ontology annotation, biological process: intraciliary transport. NCBI's taxonomy places the organism in Eukaryota, Metazoa, Chordata, Ceratodontiformes, Protopteridae. The record is from RefSeq and is a predicted model, not a curated record.